This is a messenger RNA of Cordyceps militaris CM01, 2262 nucleotides long. Its product is annotated as delta 8-(E)-sphingolipid desaturase. Gene Ontology annotation, molecular function: oxidoreductase activity, acting on paired donors, with oxidation of a pair of donors resulting in the reduction of molecular oxygen to two molecules of water. The transcript has 6 exons. Gene Ontology annotation, cellular component: membrane. Gene Ontology annotation, biological process: lipid metabolic process. Lineage: Eukaryota; Fungi; Ascomycota; Sordariomycetes; Hypocreales; Cordycipitaceae. The record is from RefSeq and is a predicted model, not a curated record. The coding region runs from base 1 to 2262 and encodes 753 amino acids.
AUGAGUCGUCGUCGUCAGCAGGAGAAACAAGCACGGGCAAAGGCUGAGGAACGAUGUGAGGGGAGGAACCUGCCAAUUGGUGCCCACGUGGUCCUCUUGGUUUUUGUUGUUCUGACCGAGACCGAGAGAUCAAUGGAAAGACUGGGGACGCGCGUUUGUCCUAAUCUAGCGACUCCGUUCUGUUUCCUCAUCUUCACUGGUUCUCAGCCGUCACCGUGCCCCGGUUUCUGGUGCCUGGGCGCCGCCCCAACCUCCAUCCUUGCCUUGUUGGUGGCUGCUUUUAUUGUUCGUGGUGCAGAGAUUGGCUUGUUUCGUGGGGAUGUGAAUCUCGGUUUUGUUUUUCCCAUCCGUCGUUCCUUUUCUCUUCUUCGACAUUCCUUUUCCACGGCAUUGUCGGCGCUUCACGACCUCUGGACCCCCGAAACGAAUUCGAUUUCUGCAACGUGCGACAAAGAAUAUCCCUCACUCGUUUGUUGUCUCCGACAGGAAUACCCGCUCUCCAUCAUGGGGCGCGACACCGUCAUGACCCGGCCGGCCAUCGAGGCCAUGGUUGCCAAUGGUGACGCCGUCGUCAUCUUUGAGGACCAUGUGCUGCGUCUCAACUCGUGGCUGCGCGUUCACCCCGGCGGCGACCUCGCCAUCCGACACAUGAUUGGCAGAGAUGCGACGAGCGAAAUCACGCUGGCCCAUACCCUCCAGACUAUGAAGGCCUUUCGGAUCGGCCGGAAGCCUACGGGUCCCUGGAAUAACAUGACGCCACCAAUUAGGGCCAAAUCAUCAACCGAUCCCUCCGUGCAUCCCGUGGCCUCCACAGACACCACCAUCAUCGAGAAGCAUGUCUUGGACCAGCAACCCACGGACAGCAUCGCCGUCGAGUCCGUCCCGGCCGCCACAUUCCUGUCCGAAAAGUCAGCUGGCGGCUGUCUCCAGACGAGCAGCCAGCUGCAGCCGACCUCGUGCUCGCGGCGGCCGUCACCCAGUGCCGUUGACACAACACCCUUGUUGCCGCCGCCUGCCGUCAUCGAUGAAAAGGCCCUCGAGGCAGCGCGGUUGCUGCCGCGCGGGCGCAAGCACAUGACGCCCGAGCAGUACACAGAAUGGGCCAUUCAGCAGCAGCGCGAGACCGACAUGGACGAGUACCCGUCGCUCGAGCACAACGUCCAGCUGGCCAUUACCGAAAAGUACAUGAAGCUGCAUGCCCAGAUUGACGCGCAGGGGCUGUACCAGUGUCCGUACAUCGAGUACGGCAAGGAGGCGACGCGCUACCUUACCAUAUUUGCCGCUUCCAUGUUUGCACUGCACAAGGGCUGGUACAUGACGUCGGCACUUUUCCUGGGUUUAUUUUGGCAUCAAAUCAUGUUCACGGCCCACGAUGCCGGUCAUCGGGCAAUCACGCAAAUCUUCGAAGUCGAUACUCUGAUUGGCAUGUUCAUUGCCGACUUUUGCUGUGGACUUUCCAUUGGCUGGUGGAAGAGCAGUCACAAUGUCCACCACCUCAUCACCAACCAACCUGAGCAUGACCCCGAUAUUCAAAACGUCCCCCUGUUCGCCACCUGCCCCUCCUUCUUCUCCUCGCUGCGCUCCACCUACUAUGACUUCACCUUUGUCUGGGACCGUGCCGCUGAGAUCCUCGUUCCCUGGCAAAAGUACACCUACUACCCGGUCAUGGGCAUCGCGCGCUUCAACCUGUACCUGCUCUCCUGGAUCCACGUCCUGGUCAAGCCGUCGCAGCUCGGCGGCAGCAAAGCCUGGUGGAUCCGGCCGACCGAGAUCGCCUUCAUGGCCUGCUACUGGUUCAUCUUUGGCUACCUGCUGCUGUGGCGCACGCUGCCCGACUGGACCACCCGCGUGCUCUACGUGCUCGUCUCCCACAUCAUCACCAUGCCGCUGCACGUCCAAAUCACCCUCUCCCACUGGGGCAUGUCCACCGCCCACCUCGACGAGGACGAGUCCUUUCCCCAGCGCCAGCUCCGCACCACCAUGGACGUCGACUGCCCCGCCUGGCUCGACUUCAUCCACGGCGGCCUCCAGUUCCAGGCCGUCCACCACCUCUUCCCCCGCCUGCCCCGCCACAACCUGCGCAAGGCCCAGCACCUCGUCCGCCAGUUCUGCCAGGAGACCAACAUCCCCUACUCCAUCCUCAACUUUACAGACGGAAACCGCAAAGUGCUCGGCAGACUCGAGGAGAUUAGCGAGCAGGUCCGCAUCCUCGUCAGCUGCCAAAACUACAUGGCAGAGACGGGCGAAAGCGGUCUGCACUAG